GUUACGUGAGGUCGCUGUCUGUAAAUAAUGUAGCUUUCUCAGAGCUGCAACGUAACACUGUAUGAGUUGACUACAUAUGUCUUUCUCUAAAUGUCGUUAUUUUAUAGAAAGUGGCGGUCCUCUGCCGUGGCUGUCAGUUUGGCUAAUUUUAGCCUGAUACGUACCCAGCCGGUUGGAUAGCUAGCUGUCUAGCUAGCUCACCGCUAAGACAGAUCAUCACAGCGGUGACCAAGGCGGCGUUCCAGCUUGUUUUCACCCUGGGUGGAUAUUUAAAAGGGCAAGUCACCUAUCACAUCUGAACUAACGCAGAAUAAAAGACUCCAGUCGAGCUUGCUGUGAUGUUGCCCCUCCUGCCUAGCAUGCAGGCAUGAGCUCUGUCCUGUGGAGCCAGGAGAAGCCCAGCGGGGGCUUCAGGGAGGACUGGCGUUUCUACAUGGUGGUGAAGGACUGCACGGCUGAGAAGCCUCACCAGAAGAUCGUGAGGAUCCCGCGCGGCAGCCUCGGCCAGGCGUGCCAGGAGCGCAACAGCCUGGGCCGCACGCUACCGCCAUGCAAGGGCAAGAAGAGCCUGCGCAUUCUGGACCAGACCAACGUGGUGCAGAGCCUGGACGAGCGGGACGUCCUGGAAAUAGACGAGAAGCUGGCUGAGCUGCUCUUCCCCAUCACCAACUGCGAGGAGCGGUACACCCUGCUGUGCAACAAGUCCCGGCUGGAGCGUGUGCGUGACAUCGACUGCGGCUCCAAGGUGCGCGUCCAGCUGCGCUCUGGAGAUGAACCGCUGCCAGGGGUGGUCCGCUUCAAGGGCUCGCUGCUCCCUGACAGAGCCCUCUCUGGAAUCCUCUUUGGAGUGGAGUUGCUGGAGGAGGGUCGCGGCCAGGGCUUCACGGAGGGCUCCUUCCAGGGUCGCCAGCUUUUCCGCUGCGAGGACGAGUGCGGCGUGUUUGUGGCACUGGACAAGCUAGAACUGUGGGAGGAUGACGACGACGAUGACCUUGGAGAGCUGGAGGUGGACCACGUCAAUCUGGUGGAAGAGGACCAGGACUACCCUCCACUGGAGAUCAACUCCAGGGUCCUAGUGCAGACCAGAGAGGGACCCGAGAGGGGCACCAUCAUUUUUUGCGACUUGCUGCCGGGUAACGAGAGCCUGGGCUACUACGUGGGUGUUGACAUGGACAAUCCUAUCGGCGAGUGGGACGGAAUGUUUGAUGGGAAGCUGCUGUGUAACUUUGCCAGUUUGGAGCACACUCGACUUGUCCCCAUCUGUGACGUAAUGCCAGAAUAUUCCAUGCAGGACCAAAGGCUGCAAAAGCACAGUUUUGCUCCCAGAAGCAACAGCAACGACAAGUCAUCCUCUGGCCAAAGCAAACCAAAGAGCAAAGGGUUAGCUCAUCAGUGCAGCAGUAGAAGCAAGUCUGAGUUUUACUAUACUUUAAAUGGCAGCUCUAUUGACCCCCCAGUCCAGUCCAAAUCCAAAAGCACAUGGUACAUUGACGAAGUUGGGGAGGACCCAGCGAAGUCACUUACUGAAACCCCCCCUGACUUCAACCAGUCCUCUCCGCCCUCGAGGGCCCCACCGCCCGCCUCGUUGUCCAGCGACAACAAGUUCCACUCUCUGCCCUUCAGCCUGAACCGCAAGAGUGGGCCCAUUGACAACAUGAGUCAGGGGCCGCUCUCCCUGUCCGUCCAGUCGGUGAUGGGAGAGCAGGCCGAGCCCCCGUCUCCCGCCGCCCCUCCCUCACCGCGGCCUUCGACGCCGCCUCGAGGGCAGCCGGGUCUGGAGGUGGGCUCUCUGGUGGAGGUGAAGGAGAACCCCCCUUUGUGUGGCGUCAUCCGCUGGGUGGGUCUGCCUCCUGGCCUGUUGGAGCCUUUGGCUGGGCUGGAGCUGGAUGAAGAAUGCCAAGGUUGCACUGAUGGCACCUUCAAAGGUACGCGCUACUUCAACUGCCCGCCGAAAAAAGCCCUGUUUGUGAAGCUCAAGUGUUGCCGGCCCGACUCCCGCUUCCCCUCACUCCACCACUCCUCCAACCCCAUUGAACGCUGCAACUCCAUUGCUUUUGGGGGCUACUUGAGCGAGAUCGUACACGAGAACACGCCACCCCGCACAGAAAGCGAUGGUUUGGACGUCAUGGUGGGGAAAAAGAAAGGCAUCCAGGGCCACUACAACUCCUGCUACCUGGAUUCAACCCUCUUCUGUCUCUUUUCCUUCAGCUCCGUUCUGGACACGGUUCUGCUGAGGCCACGCUCCAAGACAGACGUAGAGUACUACAGAGAGACCCAAGAACUGUUACGCACUGAGAUAGUCAAUCCCUUGCGCAUACAUGGCUAUGUGUGUGCCACCAAAGUGAUGAAACUGAGGAGGAUCCUGGAGAAGGUGGAAGCUGCAUCUGGGUUCACCUCUGAAGAAAAAGAUCCGGAGGAGUUCCUCAACAUCCUUUUCCACCAUAUACUGAGGGUGGACCCUUUACUCAAGCUAAGGUCAGCAGGACAAAAGGUGCAGGACUGUUACUUUUACCAGAUCUUCAUGGACAAGAAAGACAAGGUCGGUGUUCCCACCAUCCAGCAGCUUCUGGAGUGGUCUUUCAUCAACAGCGACCUAAAGUUUGCUGAGGCUCCCUCCUGCCUUAUCAUCCAGAUGCCGCGCUUUGGCAAGGACUUCAAAAUGUUCAACAAGAUUUUCCCCUCGCUGGAGUUAGACAUCACAGAUCUUCUGGAAGACACUCCCAGGGAAUGCCGAAUCUGCGGAGGCCUGGCUCUCUACGAGUGCCGAGAUUGCUACGAGGACGGCGACAUCACCGCGGGCAAGAUUAAACAGUUCUGUGAAAAGUGCAAUACGCAGGUCCACCUCCACCCGAGAAGAAAAAGCCACCGGCACGGCAAGCUCUGCGUCCCCAAGGAGCUGCAGGAGGGUGCGGGGCGCCAGGGCACGUUCCCCCGCCAGACGAUGGAGCUGUUCGCCGUGCUGUGCAUUGAAACAAGUCACUACGUGGCCUUCGUCAAGUAUGGCAACGCCGACUCCGCCUGGCUCUUCUUUGACAGCAUGGCUGACCGUGACGGAGGCCAGAACGGCUUCAACAUUCCGCAGGUGUCUCCGUGUCCCGAGGUGGAGGCCUACUUGAAGAUGACGCCCGAGGAGCUGCACACUCUCGAUCCCAAGAGCAUCCAAGGCCAAGCCCGAAGGCUGCUGUGCGACGCCUACAUGUGCAUGUACCAGAGCCCCACCAUGAGCCUGUACAAGUAGCCGCCCCCACCCCACACGCCGCCACCUCCUCUUUGUCGUCAUCCUCUUCCUCAAGCCCUGACGUCCACAACGUGACCCCUUCCUCAGGUGCAGGAGACUUCCCAGCAAUUUGAAAAAAAACAAAACAAACUAGAAUAAGAAAGGCUUCCUGCCUGAGUAAACCCUCUCCACUCGAUGGAUGUUGGAGGGAGGGGUGGCGGGCUUAUUUGCACUGUGCUUUUUCGUUGAAGUGUUGUGUUCUAGUCCCAUGUAGCUUCUCUUUGUCUCUCAGCUGAGCGGGUUCAAGAAGCAUUUUUUUUUUUCCUAAUGUCGAACAAGCCACGCAUGUGGGAGGAUAAAGGAAGCCUGCUAGGAUGGGAGCUCUUCAUAACACCUCAUUAUAGCGGAAGACUCUCAGUAGCUCUCCAUGUCACACUCGUGUUCCUUCUGCUCUGUGUGACCCGGUCUGGAUCAUCAGUAACCAAUGUAGCUGCACACACCCCAUCCCUACAGUCACAGCGAAAUUACCAAUCGGGAAAUGUUCUUUUUGUGUUACAGAAUAUAUAUUUUGCUCUUUUGCGAUAGCGACGGGACAAGUUCUGUGCAAUGCCCGCUGCUUGGCGCCAGCAUUUGGCUCAGCGUGGAGCUGGGCUAUCGGAGAUGUUUCAGCUUCAUAACAUACAGUAUUCGUCUGUGUCUCGAGGACUUAAAAAAAAAAAAAAAAAAGGAAGUGAGAUUUUAUGUUUACGAAGCCUCGGGAGUCGGCGUCGACUCGCCAGCCUUUCUUGAAGAUGUGACAUGCAGCAGAUUUAACAAAAAACAAACAGAUGUGAUUGAAUAUUAUUAUUUAUUUUAAUCUAAUCAUGAAAACUUGUGUGUCCCUUUUUAAGGAAAUAAAUACAGGGUUGAUGAUGAUACUGUCAGGUUACUGUCAAUCUCUGUUGAUGCAAAAUCAUCAAAUCUUCAUAGCAACUACUGACUUGAUGAUGGAGACAAGGCUGGUAACCUUGAAGCUCAGUUUUAAAUGCUUGGGAGUGAGAUGAAAUGCAGAUGCAAGUGCGUCUUAUGUAAUGUGUGUAUGCAAAGUACCUUUUCUAGAUGAGUCAACCUUUCGCUCCAUGGGUGGUUUGUUUGCACUGUUCCUGCACAGGAGGAGACUGCGACCGUAUGUCCCGCCUUCAGGAGACGUCUCCAGAACCAGACAAGGUUUUUUUUUUUUUUUGUAUGUUUCUCUGUCAAAAUAUGUCCAGUGUGCACAAAUGUAACAGGUGGAACUUGAUGUCAAGUCUUGUUUGUUGUACAUGUUUAAUGAAAUAAAAUGCCGUUUUGGAAGGGCACAACAGA
Dunckerocampus dactyliophorus (ringed pipefish) is the source of this 4561-nucleotide messenger RNA. RefSeq names its product cylindromatosis (turban tumor syndrome), a (gene cyld). NCBI's taxonomy places the organism in Eukaryota, Metazoa, Chordata, Actinopteri, Syngnathiformes, Syngnathidae. The transcript is spliced from 17 exons. Gene Ontology annotation, biological process: protein K63-linked deubiquitination; positive regulation of extrinsic apoptotic signaling pathway; regulation of intrinsic apoptotic signaling pathway. The coding region runs from base 368 to 3238 and encodes 956 amino acids. Gene Ontology annotation, cellular component: cytosol. Gene Ontology annotation, molecular function: cysteine-type deubiquitinase activity; K63-linked deubiquitinase activity. The record is from RefSeq and is a predicted model, not a curated record.